AUGAAAGGUAUACGUUUAAAGGAUUUUCCAAGUUUCAUAAGAACAACAGACCCAAAUGAUUUUUUUUUUAAAUUUAUUUUAAGUGAAAUUGAAAAGGCUAAAAAGGCCUCUGCGAUAAUUUUCAACUCAUUCGAUGAAUUGGAGCAUGAUGUUAUUGAUGCUCUUUCAUCUAUUCUUCCUCCAAUUUAUUCGGUCGGACCAUUGCCUAUUCUCCAAAAUCAUAUACAAGAUAACGAUUUGAAGUUGCUAGGAUUAAAUCUUUGGAAAGAAGAGUCAGAGUGUCUUCAAUGGCUCGACUCAAAAGAACAUAAAUCCGUGGUGUAUGUGAAUUUUGGAAGUGUCACUGUCAUGACACCAAACCAAAUGAUUGAAUUUGCUUGGGGACUAGCUAAUAGCAAUCAAAACUUUUUGUGGAUAAUAAGGUCUGAUCUUGUUAUUGGUGAUUUGGCUGUUCUUCCACCUGAAUUUGUGGAGGAGAUAAAAGAUAGAGGCCUAUUAGCAGGGUGGUGCCCACAAGAAAAAGUUCUUGGCCACCCGGCAAUUGGAGGAUUCUUAACUCAUUGUGGAUGGAAUUCAACUCUUGAAAGCAUAAGUGCUGGAGUGCCAAUGAUAUGUUGGCCAUUUUUUGCUGAUCAACAAACCAAUUGUUGGUUUUGCUGCACUCAAUGGGGCAUUGGCAUGGAGAUAGAAAAUGAUGCUACGAGAAAUAAAAUUGAGAGCUUGGUGAGAGAGCUGAUGAAUGGAGAGAGAGGCAAAGAGGUGAAGAAUAAGGCAUUGGAUUGGAAGCAAAAGGCUGAAGAGGCUGGUACAGGUUCAGCUGAAAUUGAAAAGGCUAAAAAGGCCUCUGCGAUAAUUUUGAACUCAUUCGAUGAAUUGGAGCAUGAUGUUAUUGAUGCUCUUUCAUCUAUUCUUCCUCCAAUUUAUUCGGUCGGACCAUUGCCUAUUCUCCAAAAUCAUAUACAAGAUAACGAUUUGAAGUUGCUAGGAUUAAAUCUUUGGAAAGAAGAGUCAGAGUGUCUUCAAUGGCUCGACUCAAAAGAACAUAAAUCCGUGGUGUAUGUGAAUUUUGGAAGUGUCACUGUCAUGACACCAAACCAAAUGAUUGAAUUUGCUUGGGGACUAGCUAAUAGCAAUCAAAACUUUUUGUGGAUAAUAAGGUCUGAUCUUGUUAUUGGUGAUUUGGCUGUUCUUCCACCUGAAUUUGUGGAGGAGAUAAAAGAUAGAGGCCUAUUAGCAGGGUGGUGCCCACAAGAAAAAGUUCUUGGCCACCCGGCAAUUGGAGGAUUCUUAACUCAUUGUGGAUGGAAUUCAACUCUUGAAAGCAUAAGUGCUGGAGUGCCAAUGAUAUGUUGGCCAUUUUUUGCUGAUCAACAAACCAAUUGUUGGUUUUGCUGCACUCAAUGGGGCAUUGGCAUGGAGAUAGAAAAUGAUGCUACGAGAAAUAAAAUUGAGAGCUUGGUGAGAGAGCUGAUGAAUGGAGAGAGAGGCAAAGAGGUGAAGAAUAAGGCAUUGGAUUGGAAGCAAAAGGCUGAAGAGGCUGGUACAGGUUCAGCGUAUGUGAUUCUAGAGAAAAUGAUCAACCAAGUGCUUCUCACUCAAAAAUAUUAG
This is a messenger RNA of Ilex paraguariensis (yerba mate), 1608 nucleotides long. The record is from the annotation of a GenBank genome assembly. NCBI's taxonomy places the organism in Eukaryota, Viridiplantae, Streptophyta, Magnoliopsida, Aquifoliales, Aquifoliaceae.